This is a messenger RNA of Lachancea mirantina, 2220 nucleotides long. Lineage: Eukaryota; Fungi; Ascomycota; Saccharomycetes; Saccharomycetales; Saccharomycetaceae. The record is from the annotation of a GenBank genome assembly.
AUGGGUCAAAAAAAAAUAUCUGUAAAUUUCGAGUAUCUUGGUGAAAAAUGGCUUUCCAAACUGGCACCAGACUCUGCCAAGGCUUAUACGAUAUUGCAGUGGGUUGUGACGGCUAUCGCGUUGUGUGUUAGAUUCAGAGAUUUGCAAUACCCUCGGGAAGUUGUCUUUGACGAAGUGCACUUUGGUAAGUUUGCCUCUUAUUACCUUGAAAGAACCUAUUUUUUUGACGUUCAUCCACCUUUCGGUAAGUUGCUCAUUGCUGCCGUGGGAUGGCUUGUUGGCUACAACGGAGAUUUCAAGUUCGAUGAUAUCGGACUCAGCUACGACGCGAAUCCAGCGCCAUUUGUCGCGUAUCGGGCCUUAAGUGCGAUUUUGGGGACUGCAGUAGUGCCUGUCGUUUUCAACACUUUGAAAGAACUCAAUUUCAAAGCUGUUACGUGCGCUUUGGGCGCAAUGCUUGUUGCUGUUGACACCGCACACGUAAUUGACUCUCGCCUGAUUCUUCUGGAUGCGACUUUGAUCCUGGCCGUUGGUCUCUCUGUCUACUGCUACGUUCGUUUUUACAAAGUUCAACUCAAAGCGCCUUUUUCCUCCGACUGGUAUUUUUGGUUAUAUGCCACGGGUGGAUCCCUGUCGCUCGUGAUAUCUACCAAAUAUGUUGGUGUUCUGACUUACGCAAUGAUUGGUGUUGCCGUUGGAGCCAACUUAUGGCAGUUGCUUGAUAUCAAGGCCGAUCUCAACAUUAGAAUUUUCGCCAGACAUGUUGUUCAAAGGCUGAACGGGCUCAUUUUUGCGCCCUUCAUUCUUUACCUUUUUUGGUUUUGGGUUCAUUUUAGCAUUCUUGUUAACUCGGGCGUAGGUGAUGCUUUCAUGUCGCCAUUGUUUCAAGAGACCUUGAAUGAUUCACCGCUGGCCAGAGAGGCCAAAGACGUCAAUUACUUUGACACUCUAACAAUUAGACACAAGAACACCGACGCGCUUCUUCACUCGCACCCUUCGCUUUACCCACUUCGCUACGAAGAUGGUCGUGUCUCUUCGCAAGGCCAACAAGUUACAUGUUAUUCUCACGCCGAUGUCAACAACGAAUGGGAGAUCUUGCCAACAAAGGAACUAGAUGGCAACGUCGGUCAGGCAGUUCGUUUGGAUGACGUUGUGAGAUUCAGACACAUUUCAACGAACACUUACUUACUUGCUCACGAUGUUGCUUCACCACUCUACCCAACCAACGAAGAAAUAACAACUGCCUCUGAGGAGCAAGCUAACGGCAGCAACUAUCAUGAGACUUUGUUUCGUCUGCAACCCGUCGAUAAAAAAGAUGCCAAUUCCAUCUUGAAAACGAAAGCAUCCCUUUUCAGAAUUGUUCAUGUUGACACCACAGUGGCUCUGUGGACUCACAACGAUGUCUUUUUGCCAGAAUGGGGCUUCAAGCAACAGGAGGUCAACGGUAACAAGAAAAUUAUUGAUCCAGAAAACUUGUGGUUCAUGGACACUAUUAUUAACCUUGAUGAGGCUAGAAAAGUAUACGUUCCAAAACCGGUGAAAAAGCUUUCUUUUUUCACCAAAUGGUCGGAGCUUCAAAGACUCAUGUUUGAGCACAAUAACAAGCUUUCAUCAGAGCAUCCAUUUGCCUCGCAACCAGAAUCGUGGCCAGGUUCGUUAUCGGGUGUCUCUUUCUGGACUAAAGACGCUGAAAGAAAGCAGAUUUUCUUCAUUGGAAACAUUAUUGGUUGGUGGUUCCAAGUCGUUUCCAUGGCGCUUUACAUCGGAAUCAUGAUGGCAGAUGUCUUGGCAAGACACAGAGGCAUUUUUCCUCUUAACAAAAUGGCGAGACAAAAAAUCUAUGCUCCACUGAUGUAUUUGUUUGUUGGAUGGCUAUGUCACUACUUGCCAUUCUUCUUGAUGAACCGUCAAAAGUUUCUACACCACUACUUACCAGCCCACUUGAUUGCUUCCAUGCUUGCUGCCGGCAUCUGGGAGAUGAUUUUUACGGAUAAUAAGUCCUUGGAUUUUAAUAAUGAUGAAGAAGAUCCAGCGAAUCAAUAUGACGAAAACCCUAGAAUCAACUAUGCGCUGCUCUGGGCAUUCUUUGUGGGUGUAACCGCAUCCGUGGUAUGGUUUUUCGCGUUCUACUCUCCGUUGGUUUAUGGAAAUGUAGCACUUUCACCUGAGGAAGUUGCGGCCCGCCAAUGGCUGAACGUGAAGCUUCAUUUUGCAAAAUGA